Neoarthrinium moseri is the source of this 3552-nucleotide messenger RNA. RefSeq lists its product as uncharacterized. The transcript has 2 exons. Lineage: Eukaryota; Fungi; Ascomycota; Sordariomycetes; Amphisphaeriales; Apiosporaceae. The coding region runs from base 1 to 3552 and encodes 1183 amino acids. The record is from RefSeq and is a predicted model, not a curated record.
AUGACCUCCGCGCGGGACUCGACAUCGCGACUCCGUCAGACACUCAAUCCUUUGCUGACCACGUCGCUGGGUGGGUUCCACAACAACCAAUUGAACACGCCGCACUCUGCCAUAUCUGCGACGUCGCCCUACGUAUACUCCGCAGUCCAGACACCGGCCAGCUCAAUCCAGCCCUAUAACCCCCAAGAAUGGGGCCCAUCUCCCGCCGUGGAACGGACACACCAGUUCCCGCCUCCACAGUCGCAUGAUGCACCACAAGGCUCGCCCCUUCCGCCACCACCGUACUCGCCACCAAGAAGCCAAAGGCCCGCGAGCGUAACAGUUGAGACGCCGCCGGCCAACACCUCGUCGGCUCGUGCGUCCGCGCCCAUGUUGCAUAGACCAUCGCCGGAACCACAAGCGCCUCAAAACUUCCCACCGCCUCCGAAUGUAGGAGGCAGAGGGGCUUCUCGCGAAAGGCGAUUCGGAUUUCCAUCUUUGAGCCGAAGGAGAGAUGCCGCGGAGUCAACAUCUCCGCCCGAGACACAUCCCCCGAUCUCAAUAUCACGGCCACAACCACUUUCCAUCCAAGUACCGCAUCUCUCGGAAAGGGUGGAGUCCUCGCCAGCCAUUGUAGCUCCGAAUGCGAGGAGAGCUGCAUCCACGAGUGCGAUUGAAACGCCAACAUCCGCUCGAUCCAGGUCGGCAUCCCAGUCAAGAUGGGGACCCGGCAUGCCUGUUCCCCCGCCCCCACCCGGGCCACCUCCUUCCAACUCACGAUCUCAGAGUCUGAACCGAACACCUGAACCUGUCUUAUCGCCCCCUACCCGGAGACCGCCACCAGGAGGUGUCACCGCCCUAGGUCCUGUGCCACCAACGCCUGCGGAUUGGGUGGAGGAAGACCAUAGGAACACGCAACGUCCGGAACAGCAAGCCUUGAGCAUAGACACAGCGAGUGCGUCGAGCUCUGCCUCACAGCCAGCAGAUGAGUCCACAUCUGGAUCCAGUUCCGCAGGUGGGCAAUUGACCAGAACUGGUGCCGUGAGAGGGGAGAAGUCCAUCCGCGAACGACGUAAUGAAAGCCGUACAAGACACAGCAGAGGCGAUUCCAAUGCAAGUGUUCCGCAAUUGUCAGAUAUUGUCGUUCCACAAGGCUCCGGCCUAACCCGGCGCUUCUCCGUCCACAAGAACACCCCCAGGAGCGGCGGCAGGGCUUCUCAAGACACGCCUUGGUCUGGCCAGACCGACCUGAAUACCGACUCAAGAAACUCGACUCCGCGCCUUUCAUCGGGUAUGCACCCAGAAACGCCCACGCCUCCAUUCUCACCUUUGCCACGGAAAUCGCAUCCCAUAACAGACAAUGGGCAGCCUCUGGCACCGAAAGCCUUGCCAACACCGCCCCCUCAAAGCCGGUCUGCAUCAAGCUCAAGUGUCACAAGACCAGAACUACACAACUCUAUCGGGAGCAUCGUGCUUGGCCACCCUCCAUCCACUCCGAUGACCAAGCAGACCAUCGUUAGUCAGACUGCCGACCAGUUUUCGAGAGGCACCAUAGAGCGGUUCCAAAUCUUCGCUCAGAGGGAAGCAGCUGCAGCCUCGGAUGCCGACCGUGUCAAACUUUUCGCCGAUUUCAUCGUGAACGAGUCAAGACUACGGCGAGAGAGAUACAGUUCGGCAAUUGGUGCCAUGGGGUCUGAGAUUUUUGAUCUUACUCGUGACUUGUUCCGCCCCAUGAAACCGAGGAGGGACUCUACAAACUCUGAGAUGAGUGAAUGGACGCCCCAGAUGUCGGAGAACAAAUCAAACAGAAACUCGAUCGGGUCCAUUUUUGGCAGAGACAGUAUUCAGCAAUCUAAUUCAGCGCCAGCAUCUGCUGGAGUGCCCAUCUCUCCCGUCGGUGGACCCCCAAAUAACGCCAACUGGAACUCGGGGUACAAGCCAGCUCUGUCACCAAUUCUCAGCAUGAGUGUUAGCGAAGCGCCUGAUGAUAGGAGCUCUCGCGGUCGGCCUUCCAGUCGAUGGUGGGAAGCGGAUUCUGCUGGCGAAUCCUCUCAGCGCCUCGAGAGAUCGAAGAGAGAAUCAAAGUACAUGGGUGUCCCCAAAGAAGCCCGAGAAGCUCUUCAGUGGAGCGAUCCUCCGACUAGUGCAGAAGCAUAUGCGAGUUCCAGCAAGGGUUAUGGACCUGAUGAGUAUCCGCCAGAGAAGCAAGGGUGGCAUGAGACAGAGCAGUCCGGUACUCCUCAACCUUUCAGGAGGUCGUUGCUGUCUCUCCCAGCCUCAACACCGAAUACGCCGAGCCCUCUUCAUCUUGAUGUGUCACGGCUGGUAACUCUUCCACCGCCAUAUCCACGACAUCAUCCGGCAGUCAACAACAACCACCCAGAACUCACGGAAAUCCGUGCCCUCGUACGGACACUGAGCGACAUGAAGGAGCUCCAAGACAUGAAAGAACUUGCUACCAAGGAAAGCCGACAGAAGCGCGAUGAAGCAGCAAAGGCAUCAUCACAGCGCCGCCAAACACUUCGGAUCAACUUGCAGCGGGAAGUCAGUGCUGGGACUAUGUCGUAUGCAGAUGCGGCUGCCAUCGAAGCGGAUUCUGCCGAUUCCGAGCGUGCGCAAUCGAAGGACCUGGAAAAGCAAGAUUUUGACCGUUUCCAAAAUUCUGUCGUUAUGCCUUCGAACGAAAUCCUCACAGGGCGUAUCGGCCAGGCGACAUCCCUUUUCGACGAUUUGCGAUCGCGGCUAUUCGUGGAGACUCAUACGAGCGACCCCAACAUGCCCCAAGAAGAAGGCGAUGAGAAACCUGAACUCCUGGAAAAGCUCACACUUCUGAAAUGGAUCUUUGAGGCACGGGAGACUCUACACCGAGAGAUUUUCGACCUCCUUAGCGACCGCAAUGACCGUUACAAGGAGAUGGUGAUACUGCCGUACAAAUUGACCGGUAAUGAGGAGAAGAUAUCCAGUGCGCAGGCGUUUUUCGCUGAGGACGCUGAGAAGAGACGGGUUGCUUUUGCGAACGAAGUUCUCCACCGAACACGUGAGUUCCGCAGUGUUGUGGAAGAAAAUGUAGCACGCGGUAUAGACAUGCAGCUCAACGCGUUUUGGGAUAUCGCGCCCCCGCUGAAGAGCUUGUUGGAUAAGGUGCCGCAGAGCCUUGAGGAUUUCCGCAUCCAGAUUCCACCGGUAGAGUACGAGGAGAACCCGAGCUAUCACGAACAUCCGCUUCAGUAUCUGUUCUCGUUGCUACUCCAUGCCGAAAAGAGCACUUACCAAUUCAUCGAGAGUCAAACAAACCUGUUCUGCCUUCUGCAUGAAGUCAAGGAGGCUGUCAUGAUGGCUCGCAUGAAGGUGAGCGAAGCUGAAGGACAAGACAGCAGGAGUCUCGAGGAACAGAGAAAAGCGGAACAGAAGAGGUUAACAGAUGAUCUGAAAGAGAAGGUUAGGGUGGUUCGAGGUCAAUGGGAUGAGGGUCUUGGUGACGGGGUCCGGGGUGUGAAGGAAAGAGUUGGAGAGUGGUUGCUGAGCACGGGUGGUUGGGACGAGAAUCUUGAAGACGUGGGCCCGACGUCUUGA